GAAAGGGCCGCCAAGCGGGCGAGGACCUUCCCUGCUGCCGCAGAGGCCCCAACGCCGCCGGGCGCGCCGACCUUCCUCGAGCUGCAGAGCAUCUCCCCGAAGGCCGCCCAGGACUACCAGACGUACGUGGCGGCGUUCUACCAGUGGGGCCAGGAGCGCAACCUGUUCAGCGACAUCGCGACCUCCCUGAGAUCGGCGCCGGCGAUCGACCUUGCCCUCGUGACGUACAUGCACGGGAAGUUCUUCGCAGGCGAACUCUCCUACGUGCCGACGAAGCUGAUCGCGGGUCUCCGCUACUUCUGGACAUACCCCAACGGAGCGCUCCUCGAGCUGCCCCGCAGCUUUCGCGCCCUGACGGGCUGGAAGCGCAUGGUGCCCGCCCAGAGCCGCUUGCCGUACCCCUGGGUCGCCCUGUGCCUGUGCGUGCAGUGCAUGAUUGCCGCGGGCCAGGUCAUGGAGGCGCUGGCUUGCAUCAUCAUCUUCACGUUCUACCUGCGCCCGAGCGAGUGCCUGCGUCUGCAGGGAAAGCUGAUCACAGCUCCUGCCCAGGUGCUGGGCCUCCUGAAGGCCAAGUUCCCCCACUCGCUGGUCUUCAAUUUCGGCCAGGCGCAGUGGGGCCGGGCCUUGAAGGGCGCGGCAAGCGCCUGCGGGCUCAACGCCCUGGGCGACCCGUGCCUGUACCGCUUCCGCCACGGAGGGGUGUCGCACGACCUCCUCUUCAAGGCGCGCUCCCUCCUAAGCGCCAAGAAGCGCGGCCGCUGGGCAAGCGACCGCAGCCUAGCCCGUUACGAGCGGGGCGGGCGCAUCAACGAGCAGCUGAGCCUCCUGACCCAGGACAUCCUCAUCGCCGCCGACCUGGCGGCCUCGAACAUUGGCUCCGGGCACCUUUCUGAGGCCUGGCGCCGAUCCAUGAGGUUGGCUGGCCACCCUGUUUUCGAGAUCGACAUGCGGCACGGGGUGGAUCACAACAUGUGCAGUAAGGCCCUGGUCAAGUUGAUCCGGGGCUGGGUCCAGGGUGGGUUCGUGAUGGCCGUGUUCAUGGGCACGCCGUGUAACUCUUUCUCUUUGGCAAGGAACCGCCCAAACGGCCCCCCGACCCUCAGGGCGUCCGAGUACCCCGAGGGCCUCCCCGAGCUCAAGGACAGCUGCCGCGAAGAAGUCGACCUCGGAAACUCCCUGUGUGCCGCGAGUUUCAGUAUCUUUCGUGAAUGCCGUCUACUUGGAUGCCCAGUGAUCGUCGAGAACCCUGCGAGCUCCCACCUCUGGAGGCAGCCCCUGGUCCUCAAG
Molecule: messenger RNA, 1287 nt
Organism: Prorocentrum cordatum
Lineage: Eukaryota; Dinophyceae; Prorocentrales; Prorocentraceae
Source: the annotation of a GenBank genome assembly